UCGACUAGUCCGACGGCCAUAUUGAAUGUCUUCACAAAUCGCCUUACGGUGGAUCUCAAUUGCACGGUUCACACUCAUGUCCGUUCUAACAGGCUUCACGAGAAAAUUGGAGGUGACAAGGGUACAUGAAAUAUAGUCGUUUAGUUUACAGUGUGGAUAACCUGAAAGCCUUGAAUACUCAGGAUUUUGUCGGUAUUUGAAGCCGUAGUCCUUCACCAGAGGAAAUAAUCAGCAGCUGUACAUAAGUGCGUUCAGGCACACUGAACUUCUCGGUCCUGUCUAAGGUCCUGUGGAACAGAGAAGCGAUCCGUACUGUGACAGAGUUGUCUUCUCAGCUGCCAGGUGAAGGGAGGAGAGGAGACAAACAUGCCGAAACCGAUUAAUGUGCGGGUGACCACCAUGGACGCAGAGCUGGAGUUUGCCAUCCAGCCCAACACCACCGGCAAACAGCUCUUUGACCAGGUGGUGAAGACGGUGGGGCUUCGAGAGGUCUGGUUCUUCGGACUGCAGUACGUGGACAGCAAGGGUUACAGCACAUGGCUGAAGCUUAAUAAAAAGGUGACAGCCCAGGACGUAAAGAAGGAGAACCCUCUGCAGUUUAAGUUCCGGGCCAAGUUCUUCCCUGAGGACGUGUCUGAGGAGCUGAUCCAGGAGAUCACACAGAGACUCUUUUUCCUGCAGGUGAAGGAGGCCAUUUUGAACGAUGAAAACUACUGUCCCCCGGAGACUGCCGUGCUGCUGGCAUCCUACUCUGUCCAGGCCAAGUACGCCGACUACAACAAAGACAGCCACAAGCCUGGCUACCUCACCAACGACAGACUGCUGCCACAGAGAGUCCUGGAGCAGCACAAGCUCACAAAGGAGCAGUGGGAGGACAGGAUACAGACCUGGCAUGAGGAGCACAGAGGCAUGCUCAGAGAGGACUCUAUGAUGGAGUACCUGAAGAUAGCUCAAGACCUGGAGAUGUACGGAGUCAACUACUUUGAGAUCAAGAACAAGAAGGGGACAGAGCUGUGGCUGGGAGUGGACGCCCUGGGACUCAACAUCUACGAACACGAAGACAAACUGACACCAAAGAUCGGCUUCCCCUGGAGCGAGAUCCGAAACAUCUCCUUCAACGACAAGAAGUUUGUCAUCAAACCCAUCGACAAGAAAGCUCCAGACUUUGUGUUCUACGCGCCGCGGUUGCGGAUCAACAAGCGUAUCCUGGCUCUGUGUAUGGGGAACCACGAGCUGUACAUGAGGAGGAGGAAGCCUGACACCAUCGAGGUGCAGCAGAUGAAGGCCCAGGCCAGAGAAGAGAAACACCACAAACAGCAGGAGAGAGCCCAGCUGGAGAACGAGAAGAAGAAACGAGAGCAUGCAGAGAAAGAGAAGGAGAGAAUAGAGCGAGAGAAGGACGAGCUGAUGGAGAGACUGAGGCAGAUCGAGGAUCAGACGAUGAGGGCCCAGAAAGAGUUGGAGGAGCAGACACGCCGGGCCCUGGGGCUGGAGCAGGAGCGGAAGAGAGCGAGGGAGGAGGCGGGGAGGCUGGAGAAGGAGAGACAAGCAGCGGAGGAGGCCAAGGCAGAGCUGGCCAGACAGGCCGCAGACCAGAUGAAGAACCAGGAACAACUGGCCGCUGAGCUGGGCGAGUUCACCGCCAAAAUAGCCCUGCUGGAGGAGGCCAAGAGGAAAAAGGAAGAGGAGGCCACUGAAUGGCAGCAGAAGGCCAUCUCAGCCCAGGACGACCUGGAGAAGACCAAGGAGGAGCUGAAGACCGUGAUGACGAUCCCGUUUGCGCCAGCGGGCGGCUCCACGGAGAGCGAGCACGAGGAGCAGGACGAGAACCACGCCGAGGACGCCGCCGAGCUCUCCCUCGAGGGCGUGAGCGCCCUGGACCUGCGCAGCGAGGAGGAGCGCGUCACCGAGGCCCAGAAGAACGAGCGCCUCAAGAAACAGCUGCAGGUGUUGAGCUCAGAGCUGGCUGAAGCCAUAGACGACACCAUGAAGACUCAGAAUGACAUGCUGCACGCGGAGAACGUGAAGGCCGGGAGGGACAAGUACAAGACCCUGCGUCAGAUCCGCCUGGGCAACACCAAGCAGCGCAUCGACGAGUUUGAGUCAAUGUGAUCUGGCCUGGGUUCCCCCAUCCGUCCAUUGGCGACUCGCUUUUCGUCAACAACAGGCGCUGUCCCUCCUACACUUCCCCCUUUUCCCCGUACUGAUACCCGCAAAGGUUUUCGAGGGCACGGCCGCCACCGCCUCAAACUUUGCCAAAGCUCUGCCCGCAUCUCCAUCAGGAAUCGCCCAAUCGGGCGCAAGCAAUGCUUUGCACCGUUCCGAAAGUGCUAUUCUCCUUGUAUUGCAAAGAAUACGUCUGUGCUUGGCUUUCAAAUAUCUAAUGUGGAGACUCAAGAAAAACCUAAAUGGGAAAGAUUGGACUUUUAAGCGAACAUGGCCAUGGGAAGCUUUUUUGUUGUUGUUCUUGCCGGUAAGCUAGUAUGCAAUGCUUUAGUAUUACUGACAGUAUUACUGUCUUCAGUUGGACAUAUUGAUGCUGUCUUAUACGUUCAAAACCUUUUUGCUUUUGGUCUGAUCUAUGGUUCUGACAUGUUUUAUUGAAGACCUGUUUGUUAAGUUCUCUGUUGUCAUUGUAAACUUUGAGGGUAGAUUGGUCCGAGGCUGGAAAAGAGACUUGUGUUCGUUAGGGGAUCGAUCCAUUCAGUUAUCACCGGGGGGGGUUGACAAUUUCAAAACAUUUAAUUGUUAAAACAUUUUUUUCCCUAUGGGUGACAGGGUUGACGUGUUAUGCUCGACCCACUCAGUCUUCCACCACAAAAUGGCCAAAAAGAGUAGAACCAGCUCAUCUGCUUUUACACUGAUUUGACUUAAUGUUCAAUGUUUCUUUUGGAGAAAAAUAUAUGUAAAAAGGAAUAUUUUCACCAUAUUAAAACGAGAGCUCAGUUCACGUAACAGGGUUGACCUUAAAGGUUUUUGUAACCUUCAAAUGAAUCAUUAAUUGCAUGAAUUAAGUCUUCAGAAAUGACUGUCAAAGCAACAAAAUAACUAUUGCUUAACAAUGAGUGUGAAAACCUGGAGAAAUGUUGGGGUUAAAUGGGUUAAAACCUUCCUGGAAGUCGGAGGCUGCACGGAGGUGAAUGCUGAAUUUUGGCACUUUAGUAAGUCUUUAUUCAUAUUUAAAAAGAAUUGGAUUUAUUGAAUUUACCAUGUGGUCUAUAUUAAAGGGCACAUUGAAAAGAACAGGCUUUUAAAAUUCUAUAUUGGUACACCAUUUCUACUUUUUGUGGAACGGCCCUACUAUCUAGACUCUGAGCAUCAGUGCAAAGCCACUAAACCAGUCUUGAGGAGAGUUGUGAGUCUGGAUGGAUAAAUGACUAAUCUCCAAUGGGAAGCCAAUGAUUUCACGUGAUAAGGUUGUAGGAUAUAAUGAGAUUUGAUUUGGUGCUCAAGGAUACAUAAUGUUGUAGUAAAACAUUUGGUCGGAGAUAAGCUGAUAGUGUGAUGAAGAUAAGCUAAUUGGUUAGGUGUGUGUGUGUGUGUGUGUACGUGUGCGAGAGACAGGUAGGAAGAUAGAGUGAAAGCUGUUAGUUUAGCUCCUGUGAGCUGACUCCGAGUGUUUCAUGUCCAGUCACCAUAGAUGGUUUUCUCUGCCUACCAGCUCACAAAGGCCUGGGAAAGACAGACAGACAUGCUUAAGUGCUGUGCAAGUAUGUCUGUCUGCAUAGAAGUGACUUUUGAAGAGGUAUACCAUGGUCUUUCUGGCUGGAGAGCACAUGAAAACAUCAGUCCUCGUUGGAGAACAGAUCUCUACCUCAAUACUGUAACCAUGGUGACUGACCAAUCAAACACUAGGUCUCAAUCCCCUCCCACAGAUUUAGUUUUGACUGUGGCUUGACUAGUUCAGACUAGGAGGCAAUGUUGCUUUAUUGGUUAACAUUUAAACCGAAAUGAGAAUGUUAUUUUUAUGCCAGAUGUACUUUCAAGCGAUGACACAUUGACGUGUCUCUAGUGGAGACAAUUUAUUAAAAAAAAACAAAUCUGUAUUAAGUUUGGAGCUAGUUUUCUACGGUGGCCUCUUUUUAGAUAUAUUUACCUUAUGUUAAAGUUUAUCUGAACUGUAACUACACCUGAAUUAUCCAGAAGAUCAAAGGUCACGCACUCCAACACGGCUGGGAGUCUGUAUUCUCUGUAGUGGACUGUUCUGGUUUUGCCUUGACGUUAAUACUGUGCAGUAGUGAGGUUGAGGACUUCAGAGUGACCCAGGCUGUGUAGACAUGGUGUCUGUGUCCUGUGGUAGUGGAGCUGGUUUGGACUGGGUACCUGAUCUCUCUGCCGACAGCCAACUGGGGCCAGAAUAGGACCGUCAUGUUUUUCCUCUGCUGUUGGACGGAUCUGCUCACCAUCCUCUCUCUGUCACAGCUCUCAGCAGGAUGGAUGGAAACCCAAUGGCAGAGUGCCACCAUUUUAGGACUGUGAAGAGAGACGGGUGCAGAUGUCAGAGGUGAAUGUCCCCCCCCCUAUCUAUUCGCUCUCAUUCUAGAGGGACCCAGCCUCUUGGACAACCCCCCCCCCACCUCAAUCUUAGAAUUGUGCAGAUUUAAAUGUCGUUAUGUUCAGUGGGAAUAGAGAACAGGCCAACUUUUUUUUUUUUUGAGCUUGAUCUUUUCUCACCCAACCUUUACUCGCUCCGACUCAAAUUAACUCCAGCUUUGUGGACAAAUGUUACUUCUGCGUUUUGAAUUAACCUGUUUUUUGUUUGUUUUUUGCAAUCGGAUGAAAUGUAUUAUUUGUUAUGCUACACUAGACAGCUGGUUUAAGUUGAGAUCUUAAAGCCAGAGUUUUAAUAAAAUAAAGCACGUGUUUGGAACCCGGAGGACAAUGAAGGGGCUUGACCCAAACCUGCCUUUUUAGUUAACCCAGCGAGUGUCCAAAUAUAGGGUUGUAUUUGCCAUAGCAGGUGAAAAAACUGUGCUUCCAACUUAUUUUUGUAAUAUGUUCCAAGAUCUAACUAACUACCAGCAUGCAUCAGUAGGUCACUGGAGGUGAAAAUAACUUUGAGUUGGGCUUUUCCCAUUGGCUGAGCCUGUUAGCCCUCUUGUGUUGCCUCCAAUGAGAGCCGUGUCAGUGAUGCCUCUGUUGGAACCAGCUGUCAUGUUCGCGGUUCAGUUUUUCCUUAUGUUCAUACUAGUGUUUCUGUAAGACAAAGAAUGCACGGAUGGAGCUCAGUCCAUUGGUUUCACAAUAAAAGUUUAAAAUGAA
Molecule: messenger RNA, 5262 nt
Organism: Coregonus clupeaformis (lake whitefish)
Lineage: Eukaryota; Metazoa; Chordata; Actinopteri; Salmoniformes; Salmonidae
Product: radixin
Exons: 15
Coding region: 367-2112 (581 amino acids)
Biological process (GO): positive regulation of early endosome to late endosome transport; positive regulation of protein localization to early endosome; regulation of cell shape
Cellular component (GO): plasma membrane; apical part of cell; filopodium
Molecular function (GO): actin binding; cell adhesion molecule binding
Source: RefSeq, a predicted model, not a curated record